UUGUGCUCGAGAGAAGAGUUGGGACUGUUGAACGAAACUCGCGAUAUACAUUCGUUUCCUCGUCGCUUGCGUAUGUUUCAACUAUCGCAGGCAUGGUUCGUCCAAUGGUAAUUUUUACCAAGUACUUUUCUGCUCGUACGUAAAACGCCGAGUUCGUUUUUUCUUUCCUAAUCGUAUUUUCCAUCUUGGAAACUCGUCCGGUAUUGUGCAGACCGGUUUCAUUUUUUUUUUGUGUGAGAAUUAAAAGCGUCGGUAAAACCGGUUCGUGGCGAAAAUGCCUUACAAAUUGGUUUUACAUUUUUGGAGUUUUGUUACCGUGUUCUUGCCGCUGGCAUUUAAUGGAAUUGCUACAACACGUGGAGCUAAAAUGGACCAUUUGCAGAUUUUGGAUAGUUUAUUUAAACAAGGAUACGAUCGGAGAGCUACACCUACAAACCAUCUAAAUAAUGCGACGACAGUCUCAUGCGAAUUAUAUAUUAGGAGUUUUGGAUCCAUUAAUACCGAAACAAUGGAUUACGAAGUGGAUUUGUAUUUAAGACAAAAAUGGCAAGACGAAAGACUAAAACAUUCGGAUAUCACCGAACCGCUGGAUUUAAACGAUCCGAAUCUAGUAAAAGCCAUAUGGAAACCCGAAGUGUAUUUUCCGAACGCUAAAGCCGCCGAUUUUCAAUAUGUUACCGUGCCUAAUGUUUUGGUUCGAAUUAAACCAGAUGGAGAAAUAUUAUACAUGUUGAGAUUAAAAGUCACAUUCUCCUGUAUGAUGGAUUACGCUAAAUUUCCGCUAGAUAAUCAAGUGUGUACUAUGGAAAUAGCAUCGUUUUCGAAAACUACCGAAGAGCUCAAGCUCGAAUGGAAGACGAAAAAUCCUAUUAUCAUGGCUCGAGGAUUACGUAUGCCGCAAUUCGAAAUCGUUCGUAUACAAGCAUCUAAUUGUCAAGAAUCAUUCCAAAUAGGAAAUUACAGCUGUUUAGUGGCCGAGUAUUACCUGCAUCGAAAUGUGGGUUAUCAUCUAGUUCAGAGUUACUUACCGACCAUGUUAAUCGUGGCCAUAUCUUGGGUCUCUUUCUGGAUGGAUGUAGAUUCAGUGCCGGGCCGCACGACUUUGGGUGUUACUACCCUUUUGGCUGUUUCUUCGCAAAGUUCAGGAAUACAAAGCGAGUUUCCUCAAGUCAGCUAUGUUAAAGCGAUCGACGUGUGGAUGGGUACCUGUAUCGCCUUUGUAUUUUCCGCUCUACUGGAGUUCACGAUCGUAAAUUACAUGUGGAGGAAAUUGCAGCCCGAGUUGCUGAAAAAAAUUGUCUCCAUUCCAGACCACGUUCAUCACACGACGAGUGGCCCAGCUUCAAAUGCCGUCAGUUGUAAACCUCAACAAGACCUAUGUACUGAUAACGACAAAGCUGCCGGAUUGAACGCCAACGAUUUCGCAGUCGCUGUGACAGUGGUACGAUAUUUUACUAAACGUCAGGUGAAAAAAGUAUUACUGCAAGAAGGCUACCACAAUACCAACGAUUUUUAUGUGUGCGACAAUCAGUCGAUAAGUGCCAGACGUAUAGACGAAUAUUCACGUUUCAUGUUUCCAAUCGCAUUCGCCAUGUUCAACUUGAUGUAUUGGACGUAUUAUUUGAAAUAAGCCCGCUAAACAGGCAACUCUUCCUUCAAAUAAUUCCUUUUAUAACCGUAACGAACGUAAAACUCGAUGUUUCGACAGACUUACCUAUUUUUUUCCUCCUUUUUGUAAAAAAUGAAAAUCGAAACCAUCUUUUAUGCGGAAAUUUUGUUACCAAUUUUAUUAUUAUACAUAUAAGGGGUUUACAUAUCGUAGAAGAUUCUCAACAAUUAAAUUUAUGUAUCUUAUACCUACGUAUUUAUCUGAUACAUAGACUUUAUGGGCGUAUAUUUACUCACUCACGAAGAUAUUUUAUGCGGAAUGCUGUUUUUGGCAGAUGAAAAUCCACACAUUUUUGCUGCCUCGGUUGCGAAGAAGAAAAUCGAUGCACAUUUUCAUCUGAUUUUUCCAAAUUACUAAAAUGGUACUUUUUGGUAAUUUGAAAGUAAUUUUUUUGUGCAAUGGCGUGAUUCUUUUUCCGGUAUGGUGCGUUGAUUUAUCGCGAAUACGAUUUACUUAUUUAAGGUUGCUGGAGAGAAAAUAGAACAACACGUGCAGUUAUUGUUCUGCACAAUACUGCUCUACAAUAUCCAUACGUGUGGAAAAUGUGGAAAAUACACACGAAUAAGGGAAUGUAACUGCAACCUACUUUCUUGUAAUUGGAGUCUGAGCGCGUUUUUGAGGAUGAAAUUAAAUUUUCAUUAGUUAAUUUAUUAUGUCGAAAAAUAAGGCGAAGAGGAAAUGUGUGUUGGUACAGUCGACGAGGGUCCACGACGCGACAAUAACGAGGAAAAUAUUUUCACGAAAGCGAACUUAUAUUUUUUUUUUUAAAAAGCGAGAGAACUGAGAAAAAAAUGGGAAUUAAGUUUACUAUACGUAUCAUCUACUCGUAUACAUUUGUACGAAGUUACGUUACCUACAUUAUUUUCGUAUAAAUAGGUAAGCUUUGUAGUUAUUUUAUGCAUAGGGUUAAUAUGAAAUAAGAAUUUCAUUUCCCGUGUAAAUUAUCCACAUGGCUGAUGAUGGCGUUCGAGUAAAUUUUAAUGUUGGUUGUUUUAAAGGUUACCAAAAUUUAUACCUUUACCUACUGUGAAAACGAGGAGGUGUUUUUGUUCGAUUAAUAAAUUAGUUUUAACGAAAUCGUUAACGCGACGGACAAUAUCGAUAAUAGAAAUUAUUCAUAGUGUAAAGAGUGUAAUGCAGAUGAUGAUUCGCCAAGAGUCGAAUUUUGUUGUGCUGUGCUGUGCAAAUGUGUACCCUAAUCUAUACCAUAUUGUGAUAAGCAAUAUAGUUUUCGACGAAUACUUACUUACCCUAUCAAACAAAAAAAAUCGAAAAUUACAUCGUAUAAUUUACGUAUCUACCUACUGAGAUACGUAUAUGUGUGCGAAAUAGCGUUCUUUUGCCCUUGUUAUACCCCUUUUAUCCCUGUUUGUUAUGUGUUUUACUUAAAUAUGAUGAGACCAAAUAUUAUUACCUACCUACAUAUAUGAUAAUAUUAAAGUUAAAGCAUUUAUGUGUUUUUGUUUUACGUACCUACAUUUUUUUUUCGUUUAUUUUGUGUUGGAAGGGAGGGGGAUAUUUAUAUCUACGUUUAUGUAUUUAUGUAUUUCUGUCGUGUUUCCUUUUCUUUCUUUUUUUUGUACGACUGUCUUAUUUUGUUUGUAUACGUAUAUUUGUACGCAAUCGUUGAAUUAUAAAAAUUACCUACCUAUCUUUUCUGAAAUACGUGCUGAAUUUUUUUUAUUGAUCGUGUAAUUACGAGUUUUUCCUAUAAAACGUUCCACCGAAAUAGUCAUUGUAGAAUGAUGCUUUUAAAGUGGCAAAAAUUCAGAAAUGGCCCAAAUUUUAAAAUGUAAAUAACUCAAUAUAUAUUUAUAAAUGCCACUUUAAUAUCGGUGCAGUCAUUUUAGCAAAACAGAGAUAAAUGUUAAAGUUUGAUAUGUAUUUCAACAUUUUCUCACUUGUACAAGUUGUAUUAGGUUACUUACUCCAAAAAAAUGUUGACAAGAAAACGUUUUGGACUGACACUUUUCGAUUUAGAUGAAACCAAUGCAGCAGAUUAGAAGAGCAUUUCCUAAAACUCCCAUAACCAAAAUUUCAGAUGAAGCUCAUUUUGGAAAUUUUUGUUGAAUUUUUGAAAAUUUAAAAGCCUUUAGCAAGUUUUUAGUUGUAUCAAAAAAUUUCUAAUUAUUCUGGGAGUACCAAAGAUGGCCGAAAAUGUGUUAUCAGACAGGCAUCUUAAUAAAUAAACCGAUACAAGAAUUUUUCAAAUAAAUCAUAACUCUGAAAUUCGGCAAGCUUUUAAAAAUUAAGCUUUUAAAAUUAAGUUCAACAUUGAAUUUUUGAUUGUUUAAAAAAAAAUGAAAAAAUUGAAAAAUGAUUGCAGUAAUAAUAGCUUUAUGUAUUUUUCUAAUUUUUCAAAUAUUCAUUUAAAAUCCUACAAAACUGAACUUAGGUAUAUAAGCACCCAUAAUUUAGUUUAAAGGAUUCCAGAACUUCUUUUUUCGAUCCAGCUUGGUUUAAUUUAAAUUUGAAAAAUGUCAUUUCAAAAAGUUAUUUUAAUACCUACCUAAAUUUAAUCGUUAUUUACGAUCACCUGAAAAAUAUGAUUUUGAAAUGAUCGAUGGUGACAGGGGGAAGGGUUGUUAUGUACUCUCACAUCCCAGACAAAAUACAAGUACAUAAACCUAAAAUGACUGCAUUCUACCUACUUUCUUCGUUUCCAUUUUCAUUUUUUUGUCGUCAAAUGUCAAGCGAAUUUCCCAUUUUGUAGAAAUAUCUACAUAUUCGUUUAUAAAUAAUUUUUUUUUAUUUAUGUUUUUUUUUGUUAAUUACCUAAAUCGUUAUUUAAUGUUAAGGAGAUUCGAUGAUACGAAGUAUAUAUUUCAUGUGUAAAUACGGCUUUGAAAAAGUGGUGCAUACUAAAUAUAUGUUCGGUGUUUCGUA
Planococcus citri (citrus mealybug) is the source of this 4555-nucleotide messenger RNA. RefSeq names its product glycine receptor subunit beta-type 4-like. Gene Ontology annotation, cellular component: synapse; plasma membrane; neuron projection. Gene Ontology annotation, biological process: chemical synaptic transmission; chloride transmembrane transport; regulation of membrane potential. Gene Ontology annotation, molecular function: chloride channel activity; transmembrane signaling receptor activity; transmitter-gated monoatomic ion channel activity involved in regulation of postsynaptic membrane potential. Bases 275 to 1630 code for a protein of 451 amino acids. The transcript has 10 exons. Lineage: Eukaryota; Metazoa; Arthropoda; Insecta; Hemiptera; Pseudococcidae. The record is from RefSeq and is a predicted model, not a curated record.